Elaeis guineensis (African oil palm) is the source of this 2079-nucleotide messenger RNA. Its product is annotated as subtilisin-like protease SBT4.3. NCBI's taxonomy places the organism in Eukaryota, Viridiplantae, Streptophyta, Magnoliopsida, Arecales, Arecaceae. The record is from RefSeq and is a predicted model, not a curated record. Gene Ontology annotation, biological process: proteolysis. Gene Ontology annotation, molecular function: serine-type endopeptidase activity.
AUGCAGGUUUAUAUUAUUUAUAUGGGGGAUCAACAUUUGGAGGAUUAUUCAGCUGAGUCUCUACAUCUCAAUUUACUCAAUCAAGUACUCGAAAGCAGUUCAGCCCACGAGUGUUUAGUCUACAGCUACAAAAGGAGCUUUAAUGGAUUUGCUGCCAAGCUUACUGCUGAAGAGCAAAAGAAGCUAGCUGGGAUGGGAGGAAUAGUGUCAGUUUUCCCCAGUAGAACCCUAAAGCUUCACACCACAAGAUCAUGGGACUUCUUAGGAUUCUCCGAAACUCCGAAGAGAAAUCUAGCAUUGGAGAGGGAUAUUAUUGUGGGGAUGAUUGACUCGGGAAUCUGGCCUGAAUCCGAAUCUUUUAGCGAUGAGGGGUUUGGACCACCCCCAAAAAGAUGGAAAGGAGCCUGCGUAAAUUUCACAUGCAACAACAAAAUUAUUGGAGCCCGAUACUACGUUGCCCCAAAUUCUACCACGGAAGAUGAACUCUCACCACGUGAUUUCUUAGGCCAUGGCAGCCACACUGCAUCCACGGUGGCGGGGCGUGCAGUGAGGAAUGCAAGCCUAUAUGGCCUUGCACCUGGGACUGCUAGAGGUGCCGUGCCAUCAGCUAGACUUGCUGCGUACAGAGUUUGUGUGGGAGAUGGUGAUUGUAGUUCUCAUGACGUCUUGGCCGCAUUUGAUGAUGCAAUAGCUGAUGGUGUUGACAUUAUAUCCAUUUCUAUGGGCUUUGGUUAUGCAUAUGACUAUUUCGAGGACCCCAUAGCCAUUGGGUCCUUCCAUGCGAUGAAGAAGGGGAUUCUUACAUCGGCCUCAGCGGGCAAUUUUGGUCGACAAGGAUCCGUAGAGAAUGUUGCUCCAUGGACGAUGGUAGUUGCAGCUAGCAGCAUCGAUCGGCAUAUCAUAGACAAAUUGGUCUUAGGUAACAAUGAGACUAUUGUGGGAGCCUCCAUCAAUACUUUUCCCACUGAGAAAAGGUUUUUCCCAUUCACUUAUAAUGGUAACAUCGAUGAUUGUGAUGCAGAUGUGCUAAAUAAGAGUCUAGUGAGCGGCAAGAUUAUUCUGUGCGACUCAGCAGUUGAUGGAACGGGACCUUUGCUUGCUGGCGCGAAGGGUGCGGUGAUGCUGGAUGAGUCAGAUGAUGCAUUUGCGUACCCUCUUCCAGCACUUGUUGUUAGUCCUACCGAGCGCCAGAAGCUUAUAGAUUAUAGCAACAAUGCCAGGAAUCCUGUGGCGAACAUUCAUAAAAGCGAAGCGGUAUUUGAUCCUAAAGCCCCUGUUGUUGCUUCUUUCUCUUCUAGAGGGCCAAGUCAUCUCACACCUGACAUUCUGAAGCCCGAUAUAAGUGCUCCUGGAGUCAAUAUAUUGGCAGCAUGGUCGCCUAAAGCUAAGCUGUCAGAUUCUAAAUACGAUACACGUUCGGUCAAGUACAAUAUUAUAUCGGGAACAUCCAUGGCAUGCCCUCACGUGACAGGCGCUGCCGCUUAUGUUAAAUCGUUUCAUCCAAAAUGGUCUCCAGCAGCCCUCAUGUCUGCCUUGAUUACAACUGCUUCACCAAUGAAUCCUUCGGACGAUUCGGAUGCUGAACUAGCUUAUGGAGCUGGCCAGGUCAACCCAAGAAAGGCACGCAGUCCAGGUCUUGUAUAUGACGCCACUGCAAGAGAUUACGCAGAAAUGCUAUGCAAUCAAGGCUAUAAUACGUCAAUGAUUAGGCUCAUAACUGGAGAUAAGAUCACUUGUCCCAAGGUUGCAAAUGGAUCUCCAAGGGAUCUAAAUUACCCUUCGAUGGCUGCCUAUGUUCAAACAGAUAAAAGCUUUCAAGUGCAUUUUCCAAGGAUAGUUACCAAUGUUGGCCGUUCAAACUCCACAUACACCGCAAGGAUCAACUCAGGAUCCAAAUUUAAUGUUACAGUUAAUCCCAGAGUACUAUCCUUUGCUAAAUUAUAUGAGAAGCAAAAAUUUGUGGUGACUGUUUCUGGGGAGCCACUCUCGUCUGAUUCGAUUGUCUCAGCUUCUAUUGUGUGGUCUGACGGCAAGCAUCAUGUCAGAAGCCCAAUAUGUGUGCACACAGUAUAUAUUUAA